Zeugodacus cucurbitae (melon fly) is the source of this 1054-nucleotide messenger RNA. Its product is annotated as nuclear protein 1. The coding region runs from base 256 to 462 and encodes 68 amino acids. Gene Ontology annotation, biological process: negative regulation of cell cycle; negative regulation of cell population proliferation; regulation of transcription by RNA polymerase II. The record is from RefSeq and is a predicted model, not a curated record. Lineage: Eukaryota; Metazoa; Arthropoda; Insecta; Diptera; Tephritidae. Gene Ontology annotation, cellular component: nucleus. The transcript has a single exon.
GCAAAAAUCCAGUUUAAUUGAAUAACACAAUUCGUGUAGUGAAGACAUAUACGGUGAACUUAUUUGACAGAAAGCAAAACAAAAAGCUUUUAAUACAAAGUAAAAUACCAUUUCAAAGUAUUAUCCUAAAGCAAAAAAACAAAGAGACAAAGAGAAGUACAUAGAGGCUAAAAGAAAGUGUUGAACUCAAAGGAAAAGCAACCGCAAUAUCUCAUUUGUAAUUUAACAAAACUGCAAAACCAAAGUCUACACAAAAUGUCUGAGGCUUAUUUUGAUGAAUACGAGCACUACAACUUCGACCACGACAAGCAUAUCUUUUCGGGCCGCAGUGGCAAGCAGCGUAGCAAGAAGGAGGCCAGCGAGCAUACAAAUCACUUUGAUCCUAACGGACAUUCACGCAAAUUAGUUACAAAAUUUAUGAAUACCAAUAACAAUCGAAAGACGUGUGCCGCCAAGAAUUGAGUGUUGGUCCAAAGUGAGGUAGAAGUAGUGCAGCAACAGCAGAAGCAGAAGCCGAAGUACAAAAGCGUUAGUGAGCAGAAAAAAGUUAAAAAAUUUAUAAAAAUUGAAAAGGAGUUAAAGCAGAAACCGAAGCAGAAAAAGAAGAAAGCGGACUUAAUUGGAACUACGUGGCGUCGUAAUAAAGCACAGUAUACACAAUAAAUAAAAAAAAAACAAAUUUUUGGGCGUUAGGGUUUAGCGAGGAGCAGGAGUAAGGAGGAGGAUCUGUGUUUAGCAGCUGAAACAGGAUAACGAGUUUUUCGUCGUUUUGGUGGUGCGCUAAGCGAAAGCUGAAAAAAAGUGUCGGUGUAUUAUUAACGGCCUGUGCUGACGGCCAACAACUUGCAGAAACUGCCAUUUCACAUACACACGUAGUAUAAUUGUGCAGCGUAUGCAAGUUGGGGCGGUUAGUCACAUACAUCUCAAGCAAAAAAAAAUAAAAGAAAAAAUUUGCAUUGCGUAUAUUAUUAGAUGUGUGAAAAUUUUGAAACACUAAUAUUUCGUACUAUUGUUAGCGCUAACAUUACUUCGUAACAUACUAUAUAGUAUAUAA